Messenger RNA from Anopheles cruzii, 14364 nucleotides. It is a transcript of the gene LRP1, whose product is annotated as low-density lipoprotein receptor-related protein 1. The coding region runs from base 1 to 14364 and encodes 4787 amino acids. Gene Ontology annotation, molecular function: protein binding; calcium ion binding. NCBI's taxonomy places the organism in Eukaryota, Metazoa, Arthropoda, Insecta, Diptera, Culicidae. The transcript has 14 exons. The record is from RefSeq and is a predicted model, not a curated record.
AUGUACGCGGAACCGGUGUUCAAAACCGGUGUUCAGAGGAUCCUCGGAAACAUUAAUGACACAACAACAAAAACGACCGGUUCCGAGGAACAUGCGAAACAUCUCAUCUCCUCCGAUCCGCGGUACAACAUUAUCCACUUAACCUGCCCUCAGUCGCAGUUCACGUGUGUGGUGGACGGUAAAUGCAUACCGAUCCUGUGGCGGUGUGACACCUUUGCCGAUUGCUCCGACGGCUCGGACGAGAUCGGAUGUGAUAAAGCGCACUCCUGCAAGGACGGCCAGUUCCACUGCCAGGUGUCGAAUCGCUGCAUACCGAGCGACUGGACGUGCGAUGGGGACGUCGAUUGCGGGGUGGUGCCAAAGUAUCACAUGGUGGACAGCUCGGACGAGAAUCCGGAGCUGUGCCGUGUGCACAAAAAGUGCCUGCCGACCCAGGCACUCUGCAGUGAUGGCAAGUGUCUGGAGAUCGAUCGGUUCUGUGACGGCUCGUGGGACUGUAGCAACGACGAGCUGCACUGUUCGAGCAACGAAACCGCCGCCAAGGCGUGCGAUGCGCUCAAGUGUUCCUACGACUGUCGGCUGACGCCCGAGGGAGCGCGCUGUUUCUGCGCGAAAGACAGUCAACCGAACGGGGGGUUGUGCGAAGACUUUGACGAGUGUCAGAUCGAUGACAUCUGCGAUCAGAUCUGCAAGAACCAACCGGGAUCGUACCAGUGCAGCUGUACGACGGGCUACGUGAAGCAGGGCAACACCUGCAUUGCCGUCAACUUGCCAAAAGAUGAGCCCGCUUCGUUGCUGUUCGCCACGCUCAAUCUGGUGCGGAAGGUACCGGUCAGCAGCAGUAGAUUGGGGCCGGAUGGUCCGCGAAACUUUAGCGAAAGUUCGGAUGCUCAGCUGAGGGCCGUUUUCACGACCAUCCGAGCGCUGGAGAUGGUGCACCGGAAUCGCACGUUCUGUUUGGUGCGCGUAUCGGAUCACCGGCGGCUGGAGUGUUACAGCGUGGACAACACGUCGCACAGCUGGACCAUGCCGCGGCCGGAUCUCUUUCCCAACCUCGAGCACGUCGUCGACAUCCGGCUCGAUUGGGUGUCGGGAAAUUGGUACUUUCUCGACGACGAGCGGGAAGUGAUCUUCGUUUGUUCGCCCGCCCUACAGCACUGCAGCAUCGUGGUGGAAGCGUUUGCCGAAACUCUGCGCCCCCGGCGGAUGGCCCUCGAUCCAACGAAGGGCUUCCUCUUCUUCUCCAAAUGGGGCAACGGAGAGGCUAGCAUCGAACGGUCGCUACUCGACGGCACCAACCGUACCGCGAUCGUGCUACACAAAAUCAUCAACCCGCUCGAUGUGGCGUUGGAUCUGGUGCUGCAGCACGUCUACUGGAUCGAUACACACCUGGACACGGUUCAGCGGGUCAACUACGACGGUACUGGGCGCUGGUCGCUUCCAAAGCGGGCCGAUUUUAUGUUCAACUUUCAGCUCCUGUACGCACUGGACGUUUUCGAGCGGACCGUCUAUUUGGCGUCGUGGAUGAACGAGAGCAUUGUGGCCGUCGACGCACACACGGGUGUUUCGCGGAUUGUCGUAUCGGACGCAUACCGAGCCAGCCACGUGCACAUGUUUCACCGGCAGAAGCAACCGGAAGUGGCUCAUCCGUGCCGGCUGCAGAACGGUGGCUGCGAUCAGCUGUGCAUCCCGGUGUGGAAGAAAACGGUGGCCAUCGCCCAGUGUAUGUGUUCGCCCGGUUAUCGGCUGAAAACUAAGUUCCAGUGCGUUCUGAUCAAGCGGCCCACCUUCCUGCUGUACGCCAAAUCGGACCCGGGCAUGAUCCGAGGGUUUGCGGUGGGCAUCAAGUCACAGGAAGCGAUCGUACCCGUCACCGACCUGGGCGCCCAAAUUACGUUCGACUAUCACAUCGAAGAGCAGCUAAUUUUCUUUUCCCAUCGCAACAUAGGAUCGCCGUCGUUUCGGAUCGAACAACAAAAGCUGGACGGCACGGGCCGGAAGCUAAUACUGGAGAGUCCGGGAUUCUGCGAUGGCAUCGCGUACGACUGGAAGGGUAACAAUAUAUUCUGGACCGACUCGGACCGGAACCACAUUUCCGUGGUCCGGCUUGGGCCGGUGGUGUUGCGCUCGACGCUACUGCGACACCUCUACGCACCGAACUCGAUCGUGCUGGAUCCGAAGCAAGGCUGGAUGUACUGGUCCUCGUGGUCGUACCCCAGUGGGCGAAUCGAUCGGGCGUGGAUGAACGGAACACAGGCCGAGCUGUUGGUUAGUAACAAAGAUCGACCGAUCGAGUGGCCGACGGGCCUGUCGCUCGAUGCGCCCGGUGGCCGACUGUACUGGUGCGACGUACGGCUUAGCACGAUCGAGAGCGUCAACCUGGACGGUAGCAGUCGGGUGCUCCUGUACGAUGGUCGUUCCCAUAUGCAGUUCCCGGUGUCGCUUGCCGUUCACCGGCAGCUCCUGUACUUUGCCGAUAACGUGAAGGGACACAUUCAAAAGCUGAACCUCAGCGAUCCGACCGCCGUCGAGACGAUCGCGAUCGAAAAGCCGCAAGUGUUGGGGUUGAAAAUUUUCGAUAAUCUCACCCAAUACGAUGGCCCGGAGCAGCCGGGUUGUGAGGCCGAUUGUCCCGGUAUCUGUCUGCACACACCGGUCGGUUCGGCCUGUAGGUGUGCGGAUGGAUUUACGCUCAGCCCGUCGGCGAAGGCUUGCGUUCCGUUCGAUCUGGAGCACUCGGCGGCGACGUGCAACAAUGCGACGCACUUCCUGUGCCGCAAUCGGAUCGAUUGUAUCGAUCUGAAGUACACCUGCGACGGGGACACGGAUUGUGAGGAUGGUAGCGACGAACUGGUCGCGCCGGAUGGACCGUGUUACGUGAACUGCGAUCUGGAGCACAACUUCAAGUGCGACGAACAGCGCUGUAUCGAUCGGCAGCUGGUGUGCGAUGGAUCGGUCGAUUGUAUCGACGAAAGUGACGAGGACAACGCGAACUGUGCGAACGCGACGUGCGGGGAACACUUCUUUCGGUGCGCCAUCAGCCGCAGCUGCAUCCCUAACACGUGGGUCUGCGAUCGACACCACGACUGUGGGCCGAACGAUAGUUCCGAUGAGCCGGAACACUGCCACCGGUGCCCGGAGUUUGAGUGCCGGAACACGGUGUGCGUGCAGUUCCAGUUCCUGUGCGACGGAGUCGACAACUGUGGUGACAAUUCGGACGAAUCGGACUGUGAUGUGGCUUGCGGGGCUCACGAGUUCUUCUGCAGCCCGCACGGAUGCAUCGACCGGGAGCUGAUGUGUGACCCGAAACUGAACUGUCUGAACGCGUACAAGGAGUGCCAAAAUGUGACGAAACCGGCGGGCAACGGUACCCGCCCGGAUGUCCGGCAACCCGUGCCUUCCGAGACGGAUCUGAAGGAUUACUGUCGCCAGGAUCUGAAGGUGAUCUGUGGCGCCGAUCGGCGGUGUAUCGAGAACUAUAGCCGUGUCUGCUCGCGGAUGGAUUUCGGAGCGUGGAAUGAAACGGUCACCUGCCAGCACCCGGAUCGGUUGUGCCGGCUGUCGAACGAGUGCGUCCGGGUAGCGCAACUUUGUGACGGUCGAACGGAUUGUCCCGAUGGCACGGAUGAAGGCUUUCGAUGCGGCGAGAAGCUGUGCGAUGAGUUCCACGAGUGUUCCCACACCUGCCACAACGCUCCGGAAGGGGUUGUUUGCUCCUGUCCACCCCAUCUGUUCCUGCAACCGAACGGGCACGAUUGUGGCCACGAUCAUGCGUGCGAAUCGUGGGGUACGUGUUCUCAGACUUGCCUCACACUCGGCUCGCACUACCGGUGUGGCUGUGCCGAAGGGUACGCGCUGCUGUACGACAAGUUUACGUGCCGCAGUGUGGCCGGAGACGCCCCGUACGUGAUCUUCAGCAACCGGCAGGAGAUCGUGGGGGUCGACCUGCACACGCUGGCCGUCAAGAGUUUCUACACGUCGCUGCGCAACACGAUCGCACUGGAUUUUCUGUAUCGCAACGAAUCGAUCCAGAUCUUUUGGUCCGACGUGAUGGAUGAUAAAAUUUACCGUGGAACACUGCGCAACGAUACGCUCAGCAGCGUGGAGGCCGUCGUUCAAUCGGGUCUUUCGACGGCCGAAGGGCUGGCAGUGGACUGGAUCGGGCUGAACAUCUACUGGAUCGAUUCGAACCUCGAUCAGAUCGAGGUGGCAAAGACGAACGGUAGCUUCCGGCGGACGCUGGUGGCCGGGGACAUGGUAAAUCCGCGCGCGAUCGCCCUCGAUCCGCUGGUGGGUGUCCUGUUUUGGACGGAUUGGGAGGAAGGGAUGCCACGGCUGGAACGUUGCACGAUGGCGGGUGAAGAUCGUACGGUGAUCAUGAACGUUGGCUCGGACGGUGGCUGGCCGAACGGGAUUGCGCUCGAUUAUGUGCUGCAGCGUGUUUACUGGAUCGAUGCGCGAUCCGAUUCGAUUCACACGAUCACGUACGACGGCAAGGAUCACCGGUUGGUGAUCAAGGAUCCGGGGGUGCUGGCGCACCCGUUCAGCAUCACCGUGUUCGAUAACUACGUGUACUGGACCGACUGGCGGACGUACUCCGUCAUACGGGCGAACAAGUGGAACGGUACCGAUGUGACGGUCAUCCAGAAGACGCAGAGCCAACCGUUUGGUAUUCAAAUUUUGCACUCUAGCCGUCAGCCGCAGACGCGGACCCCGAGUCCUUGUGCGGUCAACAAUGGCGGCUGUUCGCAUCUGUGUCUGCUGAGCGUUGACAAUCGGCACGAGUGUGCGUGUCCGCACGUGAUGCGCCUUCACGCAGACCGUAUGCAGUGUGUACCGAACGAGGAGAUACUACUGUUCGUUGUGCUGACCGAGAUCCGGGGGGUCGAUCUACAGCAACCGGCCCAUUACACGAUCCCCACCAUCAGCCACCAAACGCAGGUGGUGCAGCCGGCCGUCCUCGAUUACGACAUCGCCGAAGCGCGGCUCUACUGGAACGAUGUGCAGCUGAACGAAAUCAAAUCGUCCGGUCUGGCGACGGGUCCGAUCGAGACCGUGCUCGAUACGGACAUUUCCCACUCGCUCGGGUUCGCGGUGGAUUGGAUCUCGAAGCUGCUGUACUUUUCCACCGGCAACGAGACUCACUCGCGGCUGAUGGUCAGCAACAUGCGCGGGGAGUACGUGACGGAGAUCGCCACCGGGUUGGCGCUGGUCAACAGUCUCGUCGUCAAUCCCACCAAAGGUAUGAUGUACUUUGCGACGAUGAGUGAAAGCCCGAAGCUGUACGAGCUGUACGCCAGCCGGAUGGACGGUUCCGAGCGGCAGCUCAUUAGCAACUCCACCUUCUACCCGGUGGACAGUUUGGCGCUGGACUUUGAAACCAAUCGGCUGUACUACAUCGCGUCGCGGCCCGGGGAAAUCUAUUACUACGACAUCGGCAGUGGGAAGAUCGUCCAGGUGUUGGUGUCGCACGAAAACAGUCACCCGAUCAGUACGAUCACGAUCUACCGGGACUCGAUCUACUUCGACAACAAUCAGGACGGACGGAUCAUGCGCUGCAGUAAGAGCGCGUGCCAGAAUGCGGUAUCGGUGCGCAAUAAUACGAGUGGACUGAACGCGAUCCGGAUGUAUCACCCGGGGGCCCAAAGUGGCACCAACUCUUGUGCCUCGAAGCAUCCGGAUGGGUCGACGUCGACAGGUUGCGAGCACCUCUGUUUGCCUGUGUCGGCCACGAGUCACGUUUGUCGCUGUGCAACUGGCUAUCGGCGGGAUCCGGGGAAUGCUUCCCGUUGCCUCGGGAUGGAUGAUGUGCUCGUGUACUCGGUGGGCCACCAGCUGAAGGGUAUCGGUCUCGUAACGGCGGAUGACGGCGCUACUACGGUUCAGCCACCUCAGCACGAUCAGGCAGCACUCGGGCCGUUGCAGCAGAUUUCACUCGCCACCAGCAUCGAUUUUCAUGUCGCGCACGACUUGGUGUUCAUUGCCGAUGCGGACCGAGGAUCGAUCACGCGUAUCAAGCGCGAUGGCAGCGGCCGGGAGGUGAUCAUCAGCAACUUUGAGCAGGUAGUCGACGGCAAUACGUUCGACUGGCUCGGGGGGAUCGCGGUCGACUGGGUGGCGGACAACCUGUACUGGACCGAUCAGAAGCGCAACCUGAUCGAGGUGGCCCGGCUGAACGGAAGCCUGCGGUAUGUGGUCGCUUCGGAUGUUGAAAGCCCGCAGCUGCUGGCGAUCGAUCCGAUUCAGGGUUACCUGUUCUACGCCAGCCGUGACACCAUCGGCCGGAUGGGGUUGGAUGGGUCAGGAAACUUUAUUCUUAUUACCGGUUCGCCCGGCAUCAGCGAUCUGGCGCUCGAUCCCGACAAUCAGGUCGUGUACUGGUGCGAAAAGCAAUCGGACACCAUCUGGAAGGUGGAUUACGAUGGGAAUCUGAAGCGGUUGCUGCUGAACGGUACCUUACACAAUCCGACCUCACUGGAUCUGGUGGCCGGCACGAUCUAUUGGUCGGAUUCGCGGGGUAACAUUAACGUGGCACCGCUCGGCAAUAUCUUCAACUACCGCACGGUGGUCGAAUCGCUGGAAGGGUCCUCGUUGAAGGACAUAAAAAUAUUCUCCAGCCGCAAGCAGAACAAAACGAAUGCAUGUGGCGGUGGGGCCGGAGGUUGCCAGGAGCUGUGCCUGUACAACGGGACGCACCGGAUCUGUGCGUGUUCGCACGGGAAGGUGUCGGCGCGGGACAACAAAACGUGUGAACCGUACGAAAACUUUCUGCUCUUCUCGCGCCAAUCGGCCAUCGAAAGCAUCCACAUGACGGAUGCGGCCAACAUUAAUGGGCCGAUCGCGGAGAUUAAGAAUGCGACGUACCUGAAGAAUACGGUCGCCCUUAGCUACGACUACGACCGGGAGCUGAUCUUCUACUCCGACAUCGAUCACAGUACGAUCAACUGUGUGCACUUUAAUGGGAGCGGUCACCGGCAGCUCGUGACCAAGCAGCUGACGGUGGAGGGGCUCGCGUUCGAUGUGCUUACGCGGGUCCUUUACUGGACGUCGAACAAUGAGGCCGCAAUCCGGGCGCUCGAUCUGCACAACGCUUCGCUGACCGAUCCGGCCGCUAAUGGGCCACUGGUGCGCGAUAUGAUCAAACUGCGGGCGUUCGAUAAACCGCGCGGGAUCGCCGUCGAGCCGUGUCUGGCGAUGGUGUACUGGACAAACUGGAACCAGCAGGCGGCCUCGAUCCAGCGCGCCUAUCCAUCGGGCUACGGGCUGGAGAGUAUCAUCACGAGUGACAUCCAGAUGCCGAAUGCACUCACGCUGGAUUAUGCGGCCCGCAAGCUGUACUGGGCCGAUGCGCUGCUGGACAAGAUCGAACGGGCGGAUUACGAUGGGCGGCACCGGGUCGUGUUGGCGUACUCGACCGCCAAGCAUCCGUUCGCGAUGGCCGUGUUCGGUGAUUUGCUGUUCUGGACGGAUCUGACCGUGCACGCCGUCAUCAGGGUGAAUAAGUAUUCCGGCAGUGAUUUGGUGCUGCUGAGGAGGGACAUUACCCAACCGAUGGGUAUCGUGGCGGUACAGCGGAUCGAUAAGGAGUGUGCAGCCGAUCCGUGCCAGGUAUUGAAUGGGCUCUGCGAGGAUCGCUGCCUGACGGACGCUCGGGGUAAGGUGGUGUGUCACUGCACGCAGGGUGUGCUGGAUGCCGACGGGCAGCGUUGCAUUCCGAAAGCGGUGGCCAACUGUAACGCGGCCACGGAGUUUACGUGCUCGAACGGGAACUGUAUUCCGUUCCAUUUGACGUGCGAUUCGAUCGAUCACUGUCGGGAUCGAUCGGACGAGCUGGACAGCUACUGUGUGAGGCGGCCCUGCCUGGCCGGGUACUUCCGGUGUAACACGGCCCGCUGUGUGCCGCUCAGUGCGGUGUGUAACGACGUGCAGGAGUGUGGCGACGGGAGCGAUGAGGUCGGGUGCAAGUGUAACAACGCUUCGCACUUUGAGUGCGCCAACGGGCAGUGCAUUCCGAAGGCGCUCCGCUGUGACAACGAACCGGACUGUCGGGACGUGUCGGACGAGAUUGGGUGCCCGGUGAUGCGCAACUGUAUGGCCGGGUUCACCAAGUGUCCGAACACGACUGCUUGCUAUAUGGCAGCGUGGCGUUGCGACGGAGAGAAUGACUGUUGGGACAACGCGGACGAACAGGAUUGCCCGACGGCCAUUCCGACGUGCCCGGAGGAUAAGUUCCAGUGUGCGAACGGGCGCUGCAUUCCACCGUCCUGGCGGUGUGACGAGGAGGACGACUGUAUGGAUGGAGGGAGCACCGCGGCCGGGAACCACUCGUUGAGUUCGGAUGAGAUCGGGUGCGUGAAGCAUUGCCGGCCGAAUCAGUUCAAGUGCACCAACACUUCGGAGUGCAUCUCGAAUAGCUGGCAGUGUGACGGGCACCCGGACUGUGGGGACGGGUCGGACGAGGGCGAGCACUGCUCGACGCGGCUCGACUGUCCGCACACGGAGUUCCAGUGUUCGUCCACCAAUCGCUGCAUUCCUCUGGAGUGGGUCUGCGAUGGCGACGUAGACUGCGCGGUGUCGCAAGACGACGAGAAGGGUUGCGACCAAACGGCCACGAUGAUGGCGGUCUGUGGCCGAACGUCGUUCACGUGCGGCAACGGAGAGUGCAUCAGUUGGCUGCACGUGUGCGAUGGCGAAGCGGACUGUGUCGAUGGAUCGGACGAGCCGCUGUACUGCAAGGAUGACAGCGGCGACGAUGACGAUGGGGAAGAUGACUCUCACGGCGGCGGGGCCCACUCGGCGGCGACCGGGUGCGGUGGUGAUCCGGAGCUAUUCCGGUGCACCAACGGGAAGUGCAUCGAGCGGAACUUGACGUGCAACGUAAACGAUGAUUGUGGGGACGGCUCGGACGAGGAUGUGCCGGUGUGCCGCAACACGACGCUUAUCUGCGCGGGGCCGGAUCUGUUCCGGUGCAAGAGUGGCGUCUGCAUCACGAGCAGUCAGCUGUGCGAUGGGGCGAAUGAUUGUGGCGAUUGGAACGAUGAGCGAUCGUGCCAGGUGAAUGAGUGCGAAGUGUUGCCGAACCUGUGCGCUCACCAGUGCGAGGAUCGGCCGGUCGGGUACGAGUGUAGCUGCCGGCCGGGGUACGUGGUCGACACGAACGAUCGCCACCAGUGCGUGGAUCUGGAUGAGUGCAGCGAUCAGCAGCCACGGCCUUGCACGCAGACGUGCAUUAACACGCACGGAUCGUACCAUUGCGCGUGUGUGGACGGGUUUGUGCUGCGGGACAAGGAAACGUGCCGAGCGGACGAGUCGCUGUCAGCGGCACCGCACGGCGGUAUCCAUGCGCCGAAGCUGAUCUUCUCCAAUCGGUACUACCUGCGCGAGGUGGACCUGAGCGGAGCGAUGACCAUUCUGGCGCACAAUCUAACCAACGCGAUCACGCUCGAUUUCGAUUGGCAAGAGCGGUGCUACUACUGGUCCGAUGUGACGCGCAGCGUGAUCACGAUCAAGCGCAUGUGCCCGGGCACGAUGACGGACGAUGACGGCAACAGGACGAUCGAGGUGAUCCACCGGACGAACCUGAAGAACCCGGAGGGACUGGCCGUCGAUUGGGUGGGCCGCAAUCUGUACUGGUGCGAUAAGGGGCUGGACACGAUCGAGGUUUCGAGGCUGGAUGGACGCUACCGGCGGGUGCUGAUCAACAGUGAGCUGCAGAAACCGCGUGCGAUCGCACUCGAUCCGUACCGGCGGUACAUGUACUGGACGGAUUGGGGUGAUCGGCCGCACAUCGGACGGGCUGGCAUGGAUGGGAGCAAUCAGACGAUCCUGAUCAAGGAGCAGCUCGGGUGGCCGAACGCACUGACGAUCAGCUUCGAGACGGAGCAACUGUUUUGGGGGGACGCCCGCGAGGACUACAUCGCCGUGAGCGAUCUGGACGGGCGCAACGUGCGCAUUCUGCUGUCAAAGGAGCGGCAGCCGACGCUGAACCUGCACCACGUGUUCGCGAUCGCCGUGUGGGAAGAUCGCAUCUACUGGUCGGAUCUGGACUCGAAGUCGAUCGAGUAUUGUCACAAGUUCCGGGGCGACCAGUGUGGCACGCUGAUCAACACCAUCCACCGGCCGAUGGACAUUCGGAUCUAUCACCCAUACCGGCAGCUGCAGCCACCGGUGAACCCGUGCGAGACGGCCGGCUGUCAGACACUGUGCGUGCUGGCACCCGGCUCGUCGCCCGGCUAUCGGUGUCUGUGUCCGGAACACUUCCGGCUGGCAGCGGACGGCCGCAGCUGUGAGGCCGCCUGCUCGGCGGCCCACUUCCACUGUGAGGCCACGUUCAAGUGUAUCCCGUUCUACUUGCGGUGCGAUCGGCAGGACGAUUGUGGCGACGGUAGCGACGAACCGGCCAGCUGCCCGUCGUUCGACUGUGACCCGGGCCAGUUCCAGUGUGACAGCAGGCGGUGCAUCGCCCCGAGUCAGAUCUGCGACGGGCGCGAUCAGUGCGGUGAUCGAUCGGACGAGCGGGACUGUGAGGCGUACGAGUGUUUCGGGUCGUACUUCAAGUGUGGUGCUUCGGCGGCGCACAAUACGAGCGCCUUCUGCAUCGAGGGGUCCCGCCGCUGCGACGAGCGGCCGGAUUGUCCGGGCGGUGAGGAUGAGCGGGGUUGCGAGCGGAAGAACUGCACCUACACCCAGUUCCAGUGUGCCAACGGGGGCAAGUGUAUCGAUCGGACGUGGGUUUGCGACAACGUGCCCGACUGUCACGAUGGAUCGGACGAGCAGGUGUGCGGACCGUCCGCUACCUGUCCGGCCAAUGAGUUCCGGUGUAGCGAAGGUCGUUGCAUACCGCAGUCGUGGCGCUGCGACGACGAAAAGGACUGUGCGAAUGGGGAGGAUGAGGCGGAAACGGCGUGCCACCAGAAGCAGGCGGCCGUAACGUGCGAACCGUCCAACUUCCGGUGUGCCAACGCAAAGUGUAUUCCGGGUCGGUGGCGGUGCGAUUUCGAGAACGACUGCGGGGACAAUUCGGACGAGCUGAAUUGUGAGCUGCGCAACUGUUCCGAGUCGGAGUUUCGGUGCCGUGAUGGCCACUGCAUCCGGGGUAUCCGGCGGUGCGAUAACGAGUUUAACUGUGCCGACCACAGUGACGAGGAGAACUGUAACGUGACGUGUGGCAAAGAUCAGUUCAAGUGCCGCACCAACCCGGCCUGCAUCAGCAACAAAUUCAAGUGCGAUGGCGACAACGACUGCAUCGACGAGUCGGACGAAGAGGAGUGCGAGUGCCAGGAGAGCGAGUACCGGUGCAAGAACGGCAAGUGCAUCCUCAGCAGCUGGGUGUGCGACGGGAUCGACGACUGUCUGGACAACUCAGACGAGAUGGGCGAGUACUGCAAGGAGCACGGUUGCAACAAGCGCGCCUUCCGGUGCGCCAACCGCAACUGCAUCCGCAAGAGUCUGCUGUGCGACAAUAAGGACGACUGCGGGGACAGUAGCGACGAGAAGAGUGGCCUCUGCCAGAAGUGCCCCCCGAACUCGUUCCGCUGUGCCGGCGACUCCAAGUGCAUCGACGUGGCGCUCCGUUGCGACCAGACGCCGCACUGUUUGGACGAAUCGGACGAGAUCGGGUGCAUCAAGACGGGCUGCGGGUUCGGGGCGUGCAGUCAGCUGUGUGUGGAGAAGAAGGGCCACUUCAACUGCCGGUGUGCCGAUGGGUAUGUCAAGAGUGGCGCCGGUCGUAACGCGACCUGUGUCGCGGUCGACGAACAGGGCAUACUGCUGCUGGCAUCCGAGUCCGAUUUCCGCAGCCUGUACGUGGAUACGCCCGUGAUGGGCUACCUGCAGACGUCGUCGUUGAAGAUCGAUCGGUUCGAUUUUGCGAUCACGCGCCACAACAUCACACUGUUCUGGAUCGACAGCUACGACACGAGCAUCAACAAGAUCCUGAUGGACACAACGGUUAAAGAGGACACUGCGGCAGCGGUGGCGGCAACGGCGGAGGGCAGAAAAAUGGCUCGCCGUGAAUCGACUCCGGUGGCGUACGAUCGCAUCAAGACGCUGGACGGCAAGCACUCGUCGGUGGUGCUAAAGGACAGUGACAUCGUGCCGAGUGCACUGGCGUGUGAUUGGCUGACCGAGCGGCUGUACGUGAUCAACAAGAAGCGCAGCAACAUCUUCGUCGUGAGCUACAACGGGACGAACCACACGACGCUGACGGCCACUGGUAAGCAUCCGAUUGGGCUGGUCGUCGAUCCCGUUAGCCGGCUGAUGGUGUGGUCGAUCAUGGAGACGAUCAUCAGCUCGGGCAUGGACGGGCAGGGCAAGCAGAAGCUGGUGCACACCAACCUCGAGUGGGCCUCGGGGCUGGCGAUCGACACCACGACCAAGCGGCUGUACUGGGCCGACUACCGGAAGUCGACGAUCGAAACCUGCCUGCUGCUGACGGGCACCGAUCGGCACGUCAUCGCCGAGCUGCACGACUACUCCAAGCCGAAGCUGCUGGACGUGUUCGAGGACAGCGUGUACGUGAUCCUGUACAACCAGAACAUUCUGAAGCUCAACAAGUACGGCCGCGACAACGGCACCUACAUGAACGAGGAGCAGCACCGCAGCGGCUACCGAUCGUCGGACGUUCAUUUCAUCCAUCCCCUCAAGCACGAUCGCACGGUGGCCAAUCCGUGCAAGUUGAACCCGUGCCACGAAUCGGCCGUCUGUUUGCUGUCGACCGAAAACACGCGCCUUAAGCGCAGCUGUCUGUGUCCGGAUGCGCGCCCGCACGCCGUGUCGGAUGAGCGGGACGGCGAGGUACGCGAGUGUCUGGAGGCACCGCCCCGUCCGGCCGCGGAACUGUGCCGGCUGCAGUGUAACGAGGGCAAGUGCGUCAUCAACCCGACGGACGGUCAGCAGCGGUGCGAGUGUCCGGAGAACUUUGACGGGCCGCACUGCGAUCACUAUAUCUGCUCCGGGUACUGCAAGAACAAGGGCUUCUGUUACAUCGUGAACGGCGACCCGAAGUGCACCUGCCAGCCCCAGUGGACGGGCCGGAAGUGUGAAAUUUCCACCAACAAGUGCCAGGGUUACUGUCACAAUGGGGGCAACUGUACAGUCGUGCAGCAGCCGCGGUCCGACGGGAACAGUCCACUGUCGUGCCGCUGUCCGGAGGGUUACUCGGGCGCCCAGUGCGAGCACUGUGCCAAUCUGCGGUGCGUGAAUGGCGGGGUGUGCCGGAAGACGACCACCGAACGGAGCCAGUGCCAGUGUGCGGAGGGCUUCGUCGGUCACAGCUGCGAGACGCCCCUCUGUGCGGUAUUUUGCUCGAACGGCGGCGAGUGUACGAUCGAACGGGGCGCUCCGAAGUGUAGCUGCCCGUGGGCGACCUACGGGGAGCGGUGCCAGUACCGCGAUUGCCCCGAACUGUGCCGCAACGGAGGGGAGUGUGUGCCGGGCGAAAAACCGUACUGUAAGUGUCGACCCGGGUACGAAGGCCACAACUGCGAGAUUGACCUGUGCACGCUGCCGGAAGGAACGCGCCCCAGUUACUGCCCUACGCCACAUCCACCGUGGAGUUCGUGCAGUGGCUUCAGCUGCAACAACGGCGGCCACUGUCUGGAGGUGCGCGGUGAUCCGAUCUGUAACUGCACGAUGCAGUACACGGGCGUACACUGCGAGAACUACGUCACGUACCGGAACCCGUGCAACAAUUUCUGCCACAACAGCGGCAUCUGCCGGCUGGCGCUGUCGUCCGCGUCCAACGUCACCUACAUCCCGUCGUGCGUUUGCGUCAGCGAGUGGACCGGCAAGCGGUGCGAUCAGCCGCCGGUCUGUGUCGGCGACUGCGGUACGUGCAUCGAGGGCAGCACGAUCAACGAGUGCAGCUGCCAGGACGGCCAGAUUAGCAGCUGCCUGCGGGAGGUGACGCUGGCCGAGCUGGAGGUCGCGGACGAAAGCGGCGGCGGACCCGGCUACACACUGUCGAUCCUGACGAUCGCGCUCUUUGUGAUACUCAUCAUUGCGGCCGGCAUCGGCGGGGCCCUGUACGGGCUGAAAAAACGACGCACGGGGCAACCGUUCCUGCACGCGCGGCUAACGGACAACGUGGAGAUAACGAACCCGAUGUACCUGGGCGAUGCGGACGAGGGGCCGGCCUUUGUGCACGAAGACGAUAAGGUGCACUUCGGUAAUCCGGUGUACGAGCAGAUGUACGCCGGCAGCGCGAACCACGGCCACGGGGACCCGGCGGCGCUCGGAGGCAGCACCGGCAGCGCCGGCAGUGCCCAUCCGCUGCUGACCGGCACCUCGACGGCACCGGACGAAAAGAAGGGCCUGCUGCAGCACCCCCAGGACCAGGACACGAUCGCCGCCGAUCUGUUAUGA